Messenger RNA from Asparagus officinalis (garden asparagus), 578 nucleotides. RefSeq names its product multiple organellar RNA editing factor 2, chloroplastic-like. NCBI's taxonomy places the organism in Eukaryota, Viridiplantae, Streptophyta, Magnoliopsida, Asparagales, Asparagaceae. Gene Ontology annotation, cellular component: mitochondrion. The annotation marks the transcript as partial. The transcript is spliced from 3 exons. Gene Ontology annotation, biological process: mitochondrial mRNA modification; cytidine to uridine editing. The record is from RefSeq and is a predicted model, not a curated record.
UGUUUGCCCAAUCCUGCGUUGUUCCAAAUCAGUGAAGAGGAAGCAAAGAAGAAGAUUUACAAUGUCUCUUGUGAGCGGUACUUUGGAUUUGGAUGUGAGAUCGAUGAAGAGACAUCUAACAAGCUUGAGGGUCUUCCAGGUGUUUUGUUUGUGCUCCCAGAUUCUUAUGUUGAUGCUGAGAACAAGGAUUAUGGUGCUGAAUUAUUUGUCAAUGGGGAGAUUGUUCAGAGAUCUCCAGAGAGACAGAGGAGGGUUGAACCGGCACCUCAGAGAGCUCAAGAUAGACCUAGGUACAACGAUAGAACUCGGUAUGUGAGGCGGAGGGAGAACCAGAGGUGAAAAGGGUCUUCAUCAUGGCUAUAUAUGCUGCUGCCUUGAUAAAGAGAGUAAUGUGAUGUUAAUAUUCAAGAAAAUUUGUGGGAUGCUUAGUUCACUGUAAGACACUUGUAGCCCUAAUUUAUGAACAAAACUGCUACUGCUACUGUGGUGUGGUUCUCUGAUGUUUUGGUUCAUCGAUUGUGACUCGUGUUGGGUCUGGUAUUUGAACGAAAUCUAUGCUUAAUAUGUCUACUUGCCAA